Psilocybe cubensis is the source of this 1350-nucleotide messenger RNA. RefSeq lists its product as uncharacterized. Lineage: Eukaryota; Fungi; Basidiomycota; Agaricomycetes; Agaricales; Agrocybaceae. Bases 1 to 1350 code for a protein of 449 amino acids. The record is from RefSeq and is a predicted model, not a curated record. The transcript has 3 exons.
AUGGAUACCCCUCUAGUCGCCUCCCCCUCUGACCAGUGUCCUCCCUCUCCUCCCCCGCCUCCCCUUGCUCUUCUUCAGGACGACCCCCACGUCCUUGACCAGGCACGAAAGAGACUCCACAAGAAAUCUCGCUUUUCCCGCCUCUUCUCCCGCCGUUCCUCAUCCCGUCUUCGUCCCCAGCAGUCAGAUGACUCCCUCCAGGACACUCCAGGCCUCCAAGUCUUUGACACAGACAACACUCCUAUCCAUCUAGACAAUACAGCUCUUGCCGCCGAGGACGUCUAUACCGAUAGAUAUGAAUGGGCAGUCUUGUAUGAGAACCAAAGAGGCAUAACCAUUUUCUCAAUACCAUACUAUUCAAGUCUGUCCCUUCUGCCCUCCGACCCUUCCCCAUUCACUCUUCCAAGUGCGUCUCUCAAACGCUCCAAACAACCCCCUAUCACCUUGGAUAGCUAUCCCUUGCCAGACGGCAAUUGGCACUGGGUGUCUCGCUGCUGGAUGAUCGACAUGCGCACUGACUCUGGCGAAGUGCAGCAUGAUGGUUUCGAAUACAACUGGAUGUUUAGACGUCACAACUGGCGUGCACAAAUCGGCUCUUUCAACGCCGGCGGCUGGGUCAGAAGACGCCGCUGGAUACGUCUCAUGGUUCGUCCAGCAAAGCCAAGGAAAGACGACACCGAUAUCUCGGUUUUGACACCAUCGACAGCCGCCAGUUCCAGAAGCUCAGAUAAACGACGCCACCGCCACUCUAUUGCCUCUUCGUUUCCUCCUUCUGUUUUCACACAGCGCACAGACAUGACAGAUGCGUGGGCCAAAAUAGACCCUGACGAGGUUUGGAUGGGCGACACGGCUAUGGAUUGGCUGCGCUGUCGCCAGCUUAUGAAACAGUUUGGACGUGAUGGACGGAAACUCGAACUAUGGAAAUUGUGGCUUGGAUGUCAUCAUCCAGAGCACAAGCAAAAGUUCCUUGAGCCUGAUGAUAAAGGCAAGAGGCGAGAGAAGCAGUGGACUGAAGACGACGAACCUCUACCUUCUGAAAUCGCAGCAGCCGAUAUUCUCUCUCGAGAAUACGUUGCUAUUGCCCCAAGGGAACUGGUUAUUGCGCUGCUCCGUGUCCAUGGUCAAGAGCUACUUCACCUCUUUAUAUUUCCAGAAUCGCGUGUCCAAUUUCUUAAACUACUGGCGCAGGCAGAUCUUUUGUCUGAGCUGAACGUGGGACUUGGGAUAGGGUUUGGAUCCACAGAGAUAGAUUUCUGGAGUUAUGCAAGUGGAUUGGGCGAAUCCGUUGGAAGUACGCCCAAGGAUAAAGGUUCUGUUCCGCAGAACGAAAAGACAUCUACAUUGGAGUAA